Messenger RNA from Leguminivora glycinivorella, 2892 nucleotides. RefSeq lists its product as uncharacterized. NCBI's taxonomy places the organism in Eukaryota, Metazoa, Arthropoda, Insecta, Lepidoptera, Tortricidae. The transcript has a single exon. Gene Ontology annotation, biological process: DNA integration. The coding region runs from base 1 to 2892 and encodes 963 amino acids. The record is from RefSeq and is a predicted model, not a curated record. Gene Ontology annotation, molecular function: nucleic acid binding.
AUGGUUCGUUUUCGAGAGGAUAGGGUAGCAGUAACCGGUGACAUAAAAGAUAUGUUUUUGAGAAUAAAAAUCAAUCCUGUAGAUCAAAACGCCCUCAGAUUCCUGUGGAGAGGUAGGAACCCCACAGGUCUAGUGAAGACAUACGCGAUGACGUCGCUGAUUUUCGGCGCGAACUGCUCUCCAUUCAUUGCGCAGUACAUAAAGAACAAGAACGCUAGCAGGUUCGAGUCUACGCUUCCAGCUGCCGUCGCUGCUAUACACCACCAGCACUACAUGGAUGACUAUAUCGAUAGUCUGCCGGACGAAGCUUCCGCCAUCGAGAUGGUAAAGAAUAUUCGAGAUAUUCACAGCGCCGGAGGUUUCGAAAUCCGCAACUGGACGUGUAAUAGCGCAGCCGUGCUCGACACUAUACCUAAGGAUGUUUUAGGUGAUACAGCUGUGAAGUUAGGACAGGACGAACAUGACGAUGGUGAGCGGACUCUUGGUCUGAUAUGGUACCCUGCUAAGGAUGAACUAGGGUUCGAUGUGUCAUUCAAGCGCAUUCCUGAUAGCGUCAUCAAAGGCGAACAAAGACCUACCAAGAGGGUUAUGCUACGUGUCAUUAUGUCAAUCUUUGACAUUUUCGGGUUUUUGUCACCUUUCACUACACAGGGUAAAGUUAUGCUGCAGGACACCUGGCGUCUCCAUAUCGACUGGGACGAUGUUAUUCCAGACGAAUUAUAUAAAAAAUGGUGCAGUUGGUUGGAAUUACUGAAACUUAUUGGAGAAAUUCGUCUGCCAAGAUGGUACCAGUCGUGCGCUGUCAAGUGCAAGAUGGGAGAAGAAUUGACAGCAACUCUACCAGGCUCUUCUGUUCAUGCCGCGACUCAGCAAAGCUACAACGACUUAGAGCUACAUCUAUUUAGUGAUGCCUCACUUAAGGCUAUGUCAGCUGUCGCAUACUGGCGUUGGAAGAGUAACAACCAAAUAUUUGUCUCGUUUGUUGCCAGCAAAAGCCGCGUUUCGUCGGUGAAACCUCAAACUGUGCCACGAUUGGAACUCCAAGCUGCGUUGUUAGCAGCUCGACUAGCUGACUCGCUAGCGAAAGCACAUCGUUUGAACAUCACUCGGCGGCACUUCUGGUGUGAUUCAAGUACCGUGCUACACUGGAUAGGCAACAACACUCGUCGAUACAAAACAUUUGAAGCUAACAGACUUGGCGAGAUCGACGAACUGUCAAAACCCUCUGAGUGGAGAUAUGUACCCACAGGACUGAACGUGGCAGACAUUGCCACAAGAGAAACGUUCAAUUAUCAGUCUUUUCUCAACGAGUGGUUCAAGGGACCUGAGUUUUUGUACAGCGAUGAGACUUUCUGGCCAGCGAACGUCCUGGAACCUGAAAAUGAGGUCACUGCUCAAGCUUGUAUGACCGUAGUACAAAACUCACCUACAUGUUUCCCGGUUCCUGACCCUGAGCGCUUCUCCUCGUUUCUGCGAAUUCUGAUUUCUGCUUGUGUUCUAAAGUUUAUUCACAAAUGCAGAGGAAUUGCCCUUGAUGACUUCGCCCUGAUGCAGAAGGCAAAACAACUAAUCUUGCGGCAGGCUCAAGAGGAUUCCUUCGCUAGUGAAAUACAAGCAGUCAGGGCGGAAAAAGAGUUGUCACGCGAUAGUCGACUGAGAAAUCUAUCUCCCUACUUGGACGAGAACAAUGUCUUACGCGUAAGCGGCCGCAUAGAUGCUGUUUGCGACGUAUCCCUGGAAGCUAAAAGACCCAUUAUUCUUGACGGGCGACAUCCUACUACUCGGCUCUUGGUCAAGCACUACCAUGUGAAGGCUGCACACGGACACCAAGAAGCGGUAGUGAAUGAUCUAAAACAAGAAUAUUGGAUAAUCCAGCUUCGACCUACCGUGAAAAAUGUUGCGUCUCGUUGCAUGUUCUGCAGGUUAAGAAAGGCUACCCCUCAGGUGCCUCGGAUGGGUGACUUACCUCGAGCGCGCAUGGCGCAUCAUCAACGUGCUUUCACCUUUUGCGGGAUCGACCUGUUUGGGCCUAUGGAAGUCACCGUAGGCAGACGUCGAGAAAAACGCUACGGCGUUUUAUUUACCUGUCUAACUGUUCGUGCGGUCCACAUAGAAGUUGUCCACACACUUACUACGGACUCACUGAUUAUGGCACUUCAACGUAUGGCGUCUCGACGUGGAUGGCCGUCGCACAUUUAUUCCGAUAACGGCACGAACCUACGCGGAGCAGACGUCGAACUGCGAAGAUCCAUCCAAGAGCUCGACAAAGAGUAUCUAAGGGCCGCUGCUCUUAACAAUCAAGUUCGUUGGACCUUUAUCCCCCCCGCCAGUCCCCAUUGGGGUGGGGCGUGGGAACGCUUGAUUCGUACCGUAAAGCGAUCUCUUCGUGUCAUUUUAAAAGAGCGAGCGCCUCGAGACGAGACUCUGAACACCCUGCUAGCGGAAGUGGAAGGGAUAGUCAACGGUCGACCAUUGACACACGUGUCGGUAGAACCGGGAUCAUCUGAAUCGCUAACGCCCAACCAUUUCCUUAUUGGUUCUUCAUCCAGAUUGCCAGUUCAUGGCGUAUUUGACGAUUCGGACUUAGCUUUAAGAAAGCAAUGGCGAAUAGCGCAGCGAUUGGCCGACAUGUACUGGAAACGCUGGAUGAAGGAGUUCCUCCCACUUUUAAUACCGAGAAAGAAGUGGCAACAGGAGCAGAAGUCGCUGAGUGUCGGUGACCUUGUGCUCGUCGUUGACCCUGAUUCCCCUCGAAACGUUUGGCCACGGGGCCUCAUAAAGAGUGUCCUGCCUGGAAAAGAUGGUCGCAUCAGAGUAGUCGAUGUCAGCACCGCUACUGGUGUACUGCGCCGGUCGGUGGCGCGCGUGGCUCCUGUACCAUUAGUUGAUUAG